CUACCGCAUUCAGGUUUUCGCAUGCCGACGGCGCACAGCUUCGUGACUAAUAAGACGUAUCGCAUCGCAUACGUCAUGAACUUGCCAAACCGAAUUAUCAUACUACUCGCUAUUAUUUUCGCCGUUCUCUGCUUCACGACAUCCACGACUGAUGCCGAGCGAAAUAUUGGUGUUUGCAUGCGAAAUUGCGCGCAAUGCAAAAAAAUGUUUGGCCCUUUUUUCAUCGGCACCAAGUGCGCAGAUUUCUGUGUGAAAUACAAGGGUAAGCUCAUUCCGGACUGUGAAGAUGAGUUCUCGAUUCGUCCCUUCCUUCAAACGCCCGAGAACGAUUAUUAAUCCUCACAGAAUCUAUCGAAGCUUUUCGGCUCUCUCUUUCGCAUCAUAAUGUUAAUCACACGCGAUUGUGCAUAGUAGAAAAAUAUGAAUUACAAAUGUAAAUU
Messenger RNA from Linepithema humile (Argentine ant), 440 nucleotides. It is a transcript of the gene Eh, whose product is annotated as Eclosion hormone. The record is from RefSeq and is a predicted model, not a curated record. Gene Ontology annotation, molecular function: ecdysis-triggering hormone activity. Gene Ontology annotation, biological process: ecdysis, chitin-based cuticle; neuropeptide signaling pathway. Lineage: Eukaryota; Metazoa; Arthropoda; Insecta; Hymenoptera; Formicidae.